AUGAUUGCUGCUGACUGGCGAAUCAACGCGUUUGGGAACUGCCGACGUUUCCUCUUUUUGGCUGCGCAAGCCGGCUCCAACGAUGAAUUUCAGAGCUUCCUCGUGCACGCCAACUCCCGUCAGCCACGCCAGAAGGGGAACGGGCGCCUGGAGUCGCGUAAUGCAACUUCGUUCGCGUGCGGAGCUGGGGGAACGGCAGGAAUGUGUGCAAGGCGAUUCGAGGAAGACAAGCCAAAAAAUGUGCGGCAACGCCAUACAGCGUCGUCCUCUUCGUCUCAAGCGCGCGUGUGUCGCGGACAGCCCUCAGACGCCUCGGGCUCUUUCACGUUUCGGGCGGAAAGGAGCACGCCUUCCGAGUCAAGGGGUUCAGCUUCCCCUCGCGGCGAGACGUUUUCGCAGCGCGCUCCUUUCGUCCAGGCCGACAGCAGGGGCGACUGGGGCAGCGAAACGGGGCGAGGAGCGAACGAAAAUUUGCGCCUUUGGAAGGGUGCGCACUCGUGCACCGUCGAGCUGCGGCACGCCCUCUUGAGGCAGCGCCUCCAAGACCGGAACAAAACGCGGAGUGACCAAGGCAAGCAUUCAGUUUCUUGGGAUGACGCAGACCUGCAGCGGCUUGGCUGCCUGCAGGGAAGUGGGAAGACGGACGCAGGCGUCUCUUCUGCUAUUUCGGGGGGUGUGGAGAGGCAAGAACUGACUUGCGAAGACUCGCGGCGCGGCGCGGACGCGGCAACAGCCGGUGCGAACUUUGCGGGCCGGAGUGCAGUGGGGAAGGCAGACUGGAAACCGGCGAAUCUCAGUCAUGGCGACGUCGGUGAGGAUCAACAUCGAUUGCUGUCCCGACUAGCUCAGAGCAUCCAGCACUUGCCCACGAGGGACAUUGCUUUCUGCCUUGCUCAUCUGCAUAAGCUGUCGCCUCCCGACGCACAGGCGCACGUUUUUUCCGCGGACCCGAUCCUUGCCGUGUACGCGGCAGCAGUUCAGGCGCUUCGCGCGCGACUCGCAGCUUUGUCGUCCUUGGAGUGGAAGGAUAUUCUAGUCCCUGUAGUUGAUUUGCUGCUCGACCACCCAUUGCCCCGUUCCUCCAGGCUCCAACAAGGUCCACCUUCCCCGCGUUCGUUUCCGUCGUCUGUGUCCUCGCGUUUCCCUCCUCUGUUUGUCAUUUUCGAUCCCCUCUUGAGAGACGUGUGUGUACGCGUGACGCGCUACGCUCCUUCGCUUCCUCCGCACCUUCUGCUGUUCUUUUUCAACGCCUACGCGCGAAUUAGCAUCUUCUCCCCGCCACUGGUGCUGGCCACAGCGAAGGCAGUGGAGAGGCGAAUCGAUACGCUUUCGCCGCAAGAUGUCUCCAUGGCUGUGACGACGUUUGCUCUUGCUCAGAGGCAGCGAAACGAGUCGCUUAGACCAGUGCAGUCUGCGGCGGAAAAGAGGGGGGGGCGUUUAAGACCAGGGAGGACGAGAGAGCCCGAGCCAUGUCUCAGCGAUGGGGACACAGCGAACACCAAUGAGCUGUCGCAGUCUCUCCCAGAGAGUUCUGCUCCGUCACCAUCCGUGGCCUCGCUGCCCGAGUCAUCUUCGACUUGUGUCUCCGCCUCUGCGCCGGCUCCUGCGUCGGAUCAUCCACCUUCUUGCGCCUCAUCUCCUGGCUUGUCUUCUGCCCCGUCUCCGCAUCUCCUGUCACACUCCCCUCGCGACGGCGGAGGCACGGACUGGACCGGUGGAGCUCUCCCUGAUGUCUCGUCUACGUUCUUCCGGCUUCUGUCGCGUUUGGCGACUACGCCGUGCCUGCGCCAGCAACUUCCUCUGUCGAGUGCAGUUCAAAUUCUCUCCGCAUGUGCGCGAUUCCCAGCUCCUCUCGAGAGCCGACGCCUCAAGGGAGACAGUCGGCAAGCAUGCGCAGACAGCCUAGCUGACGGGGACACUUCGACGCGCUCGCCCCACUCCAGCAGCCCCUCACUGACUGCUGAAGCUGUCAGAGGCCGACGCACGCACCCGCCCAAACUCGACCAAUUGGAAGAUGCGAAUCGCGACGCUAUGCACCCGGGUCCGCCUACCAUGCUUUCGUCUUCGUCCGCGCCUUCUUCGGUGACGAACUGCAACUCGCAGAAUUCGGCGCCUCCCCGUGAGGCGGACGUGCAGGCCUCCGUCUUCCAAACCCUGUUUGCGGAUGUCCUCAUGUUGUCCGCGUUCGAAAGCUGGACGCCCCAACUCGUCGCCAGCGCCAUGAAUGCUUUUACCAGCUGCAAGAGCCUGUCCUCCUUUCGGCGGCACGACAGCCUCGUCCUUCUUCUCCACCGUUUGCUGUUCACCAUACGCGCGCGGCGGCAACAAGUGGGGAGGAGCGAAUUUGUGGAAGGAGCCGGAAACCAAACGAGGCACCACGUGGAAAGGGAGGGGUUAACCGCAGAAGCAAUCGAGCAACGGUGCGUGGGAGUGAGGUCCGUGGGGUACAAGCACGACGCGCGCAGACCUGCUGGUGACUGGCGGGUCUGGGAUGACGCGUUCAGCGACGAAAAAAUUGUCGUGAGUUUCUCCCUUGCUCUCCACGCACUGGGCAAAGAGAAUGUUCGCCUGUCGUACCCUGUGUUGACAGAAGUGUUGCAAACGGUGGCGUGGGUCCUCAGACACUGCCGCGCUUCGAUUCCCGCGGCUGACCGCCAAAGCACGGGCCACGCGACGGUGCGGCACGAGUCAAGGGCAGAAGCACCUUUUUUAAAGGGGGAAGCGCGAGAUGGAGCGGGACUGCCUGGUGCGUGUGUGGGCGACGAAAAGAGUUUGUAUAACCCGCAACAGCAGCCAGGUCUGCCGCUCUCGCGAGAAUGGGCUUUGAUGGCUUGGGGACUUGCCAAACUUCUCAGCUACGCGAAGGCCACAAAGAAGCCACCUGGGUGGUUGCGGGGAACUGCCACGGAGUCCGAAACAGCAUCCAGUGAUCGUGUGCCGCGCGCAGGGAGCACGGAGUGUCUAGACACGUGGGAAAUGGAAGACGCUUGGGACGGCUACUGCGCAAACGUGUUUCGGCCUCUUUUCCUCUCGAUGCCUCCUCUUCUUUCGGCACAACGGAAGCCAGACGUCAUUGCUAUUUCUCAACUAGCGGAUGCCCUACGACGCAUGCUGCUUCUCGACGUGGGAGAGAAGGCACGGACUGGUGUACCGGCGCCUGACACGCAGGCUUCACCCUUCCCCGAGUCCGAAGACAAGACGCAGUCGCAUGUGCGCCUGCCGUCCACCUCGUGCCCCGUUCUAGACAGCCACGUGCCAGGGCGCGCUGCCGCUUUGUUAGAAGGGCCAACUGCCGUCCAUCGAGAAACGUCUGAGACACGGCCGCGCGGGGUUCUUCUGUGUGACAAGGAAAACGUUUUUGUGACUGGCGGCAGGUCCACUGAUCUCAGUCGCCGAGGAACGCGUCCCGUUGCAACUGAGCGCGGUGUAGCUACCCACGACGUUGUUGUUGAUGCCGAUGGUUUAGCCCGAAAGGUGGACAGCAGCUCUCAGCAGGGCGGGAGUUGCGGGCGCCCUGGCGGUUUGUCUGGGGAGACAGUUGGAAGUCGAGAACGCCGGGAUACGGCAGCCGUAGUAGGCGACAGACCCGCCCUCAGCCUCCGGUGGGUUGGCCGUGAAGGUUCGGGAAGACUCGGCGCAAUGGAAAACGCCCAACUGGACGGUUCCCCUUACCUAUGUGAGCAACGCCUGAUGAAGCCAGAGGAACUCCUUUUCCUGCUGCGCUUCGUCGCAGGUUAUCUGGUUCGUCGUGCCGACGCCUGUAAGCCCCAUCAGCUUCUCCAGACCUCCUGGCUGUACAUACAGCUCAAUCUGUUGCACGCGCUACAGCGCGACUUCACAGCGAGCGCGUCCGCCGUUGCGGGCCUUUCCUCUGCUCCUUCCGGACAGAGCAGUGAGUCGAUCGACCCUUCGGCAGGACGUGGGAAGGGACCGUCUUCACAGGCCCACAAGCCGUCGACAGAGACACCAGGAUGCGGUGUGGGAGUCGACGCGCCUCGCAUGGAUACGAUCCCAAAGCUGGCAGCCGUCGAGUUUAUGGGCUGCGUCUUGGACCGCCUUCGAGAGACCGAGAGUGUGCUAGACGAGGGAAACUCUUUCUUUCUCCAGCAAAUGCUACGCGCGUACGUGCUCAAGUAUCCAGAGAUCAUGAAGCGCCAUCCGAAACGCAUCAGAAAGUUCGUGAAACGUCGCCUCGGAGACACGCUAGAAAAGGGAACGGAUUCUUCAUCCGAGGACAGUUGCGUUCGCAGGGGCAACUCCUCAGCUGGCGCGGCGGCCAGAGCGCAAGUUCUACACCUCACCUAG
Molecule: messenger RNA, 4305 nt
Organism: Neospora caninum
Lineage: Eukaryota; Apicomplexa; Conoidasida; Eucoccidiorida; Sarcocystidae
Exons: 2
Coding region: 1-4305 (1434 amino acids)
Source: RefSeq, a predicted model, not a curated record